CCAGGCGGCGAGGAGAUAAAUAGCGCAUGCGCGGUCUUCUACUUCCCUUCUGCAUCGGCUCGGAGACAAAAUGUCUCACCGCAAAUUUUCAGCUCCCAGACAUGGAUCCUUGGGCUUUUUGCCCCGCAAGCGCAGCCGUCGCCAUCGAGGCAAGGUGAAGAGCUUUCCUAAAGAUGACCCCAGCAAGCCCAUCCACCUCACUGCAUUUCUUGGGUACAAGGCUGGCAUGACCCACAUUGUCCGUGAAGUUGACAGACCUGGAUCCAAGGUGAACAAGAAAGAAGUUGUAGAGGCAGUUACUGUGGUGGAAACCCCUCCCAUGGUCAUUGUGGGAAUUGUGAGCUAUGUGCAAACUCCUCGUGGCCUUCGUACCUUCAAGACCAUAUUUGCUGAGCACAUUAGUGAUGAAUGCAAGCGUCGCUUCUACAAGAACUGGCAUAAGUCCAAGAAGAAGGCCUUUACCAAGUACUGCAAGAAGUGGCAGGAUGACGAAGGCAAGAAGCAAUUGGAGAAGGAUUUCAACAGCAUGAAGAAGUACUGCCAGGUUAUCAGGGUCAUAGGUCACACUCAGAUGCGCAUGCUUCCACUCCGGCAAAAGAAGUCUCACCUCAUGGAGAUCCAGGUGAAUGGUGGCACUGUGGCUGAGAAGGUGGAUUGGGCCCGAGCAAAGCUGGAGCAGCAGGUGCCUGUAUCAACUGUUUUUGGCCAGGAUGAAAUGAUAGAUGUCAUUGGCGUCACCAAGGGCAAGGGCUACAAAGGGGUUACUAGCCGAUGGCACACUAAAAAACUGCCCCGGAAGACUCAUAGGGGUCUGCGCAAAGUGGCCUGUAUUGGCGCAUGGCAUCCUGCUCGUGUGGCCUUCUCUGUAGCUCGAGCUGGUCAGAAGGGCUACCAUCACCGCACAGAGAUCAAUAAGAAGAUCUACAAGAUUGGCCAAGGAUACCAAAUCAAGGAUGGAAAGUUGAUCAAAAACAAUGCUUCAACAGAGUAUGAUCAAUCUGAUAAGAGCAUUAACCCUCUGGGUGGGUUUGUCCAUUACGGUGAAGUGACCAAUGAUUUUAUCAUGUUGAAAGGCUGUGUUGUUGGGACCAAGAAGAGAGUUCUCACUCUGCGCAAGUCCUUGCUGGUACAGACCAAGCGUCGUGCCCUGGAGAAGAUUGCCCUGAAAUUCAUCGACACCACUUCCAAAUUUGGCCAUGGCCGCUUCCAGACUGCAGAGGAAAAGAAGGCUUUCAUGGGACCACUCAAGAAAGACCGUAUUGCCAAAGAGGAGACAGCUUAAUGUCUGGAAUAUUGUGGUUCUGGCAUGUAGUAUAAAAUAAAGCUACAAAUAUCAAAUACCA
Molecule: messenger RNA, 1343 nt
Organism: Elgaria multicarinata webbii
Lineage: Eukaryota; Metazoa; Chordata; Lepidosauria; Squamata; Anguidae
Gene: RPL3
Product: ribosomal protein L3
Exons: 10
Coding region: 71-1282 (403 amino acids)
Biological process (GO): translation
Cellular component (GO): cytosolic large ribosomal subunit; ribosome
Molecular function (GO): RNA binding; structural constituent of ribosome
Source: RefSeq, a predicted model, not a curated record